This is a messenger RNA of Charadrius vociferus (killdeer), 2157 nucleotides long. RefSeq names its product ubiquitin specific peptidase 3 (gene USP3). NCBI's taxonomy places the organism in Eukaryota, Metazoa, Chordata, Aves, Charadriiformes, Charadriidae. The record is from RefSeq and is a predicted model, not a curated record. The transcript is spliced from 15 exons. The coding region runs from base 1 to 1515 and encodes 504 amino acids. Gene Ontology annotation, cellular component: cytoplasm. Gene Ontology annotation, biological process: protein deubiquitination. Gene Ontology annotation, molecular function: cysteine-type deubiquitinase activity; zinc ion binding.
AUGAAAAAUUGUUCACCUACCCGUGUUUUAUAUUCUCAUAUAGUGUGCCGGUCAAAUAAAAGUCCGUGGGUCUGUCUGACGUGCUCAAGUGUCCAUUGUGGAAGAUAUGUGAAUGGCCAUGCAAAAAAGCAUUAUGAAGAUGCACAGAUUCCUAUGACCAAUCAUAAGAAAACAGAAAAGCAAGAGAAGGUUCAGCAUACUGUGUGUAUGGAUUGCAGUAGUUACAGUACAUACUGUUAUCGCUGUGAUGAUUUUGUAGUCAAUGAUACCAAGCUGGGCCUGGUACAGAAGGUCAGAGAGCACCUACAGAACUUGGAAAAUUCAGCCUUUACAUCAGACAGACAUAGGAAAAGAAAACUAUUGGAAAACUCAUCUCUGAACAGCAAGUUAUUAAAAGUAAAUGGAAGCACCACUGCCCUUUGUGCCACAGGCCUUCGGAACCUGGGGAAUACGUGUUUCAUGAAUGCAAUCCUUCAGUCGCUCAGUAACAUUCAACAGUUUUGCUGUUACUUCAAAGAGUUGCCUGCUGUGGAGCUGAGGAACGGGAAGACAGCAGGCAGGCGAACUUACCAUACCAGGAGCCAGGGGGAUAACAACGUUUCAUUGGUGGAAGAAUUCAGAAAGACACUCUGUGCUUUAUGGCAAGGAAGCCAAACUGCAUUUAGUCCAGAGUCUUUAUUUUACGUUGUUUGGAAAAUCAUGCCAAAUUUUAGGGGAUACCAGCAACAGGAUGCCCACGAGUUCAUGCGUUACCUUUUGGACCAUCUACAUCUGGAACUCCAGGGUGGCUUCAAUGGUGUUUCACGUUCAGUAAUUUUGCAAGAAAAUUCUAGUCUGUCUGCAAGCAACAAAUGCUGCAUAAAUGGAGCAUCUACUGUUGUCACAGCGAUUUUUGGAGGCAUUCUUCAAAAUGAAGUCAACUGCCUAAUAUGUGGGACUGAAUCUAGAAAGUUUGACCCAUUCCUAGACCUUUCGCUAGAUAUUCCAAGUCAGUUCAGAAAUAAACGUACUAAAAAUCAAGAAAAUGGACCAAUGUGCACACUACGAGAUUGUCUUCGCAGUUUUACAGACCUGGAAGAACUUGAUGAGACAGAGCUGUAUAUGUGUCACAAAUGCAAAAAGAAACAGAAGUCCACCAAAAAAUUCUGGAUUCAGAAACUACCAAAGGUGCUAUGCUUACACUUGAAACGAUUUCACUGGACAGCAUAUCUGAGAAACAAGGUUGAUACAUAUGUUGAGUUUCCCUUACGAGGCCUAGACAUGAAAUGCUACUUGUUAGAGCCUGAGAACAGUGGCCCAGAAAGCUGCCUGUAUGACCUUGCGGCUGUUGUUGUGCAUCAUGGUUCAGGCGUUGGCUCUGGACAUUACACCGCAUACGCAGCUCAUGAAGGCCGUUGGUUCCAUUUCAACGACAGUACUGUAACUUUGACUGACGAGGAGACUGUGGUAAAGGCCAAGGCCUACAUCCUCUUCUACGUGGAACGGCAAGCCAAAUCUGGAUCAGAUAAACUUUAAUACCUCCUUUUAAUUCUCACUUAUCAAGUCCACCGGACAAAACAUUUCCAUUUUUCCAUAAAUACUUGAUCCAAGACUAUUAAUUUCAUUGUGCACUUUCAAUUUCCUCUUGUGGGUUUUAGUUUUGUUGUGUCAAUGGUAGCAUUUGACUUACUGAACUUGGACACAAACUAACUUUUUUUUUAGUUAUACCAGAAAACCUCAGCAGAUUUUGAUUUGCUGCUUUAGUUGUGAUAACUCAAUUUUUAUAUAUAUAGUUUCAUGAAAUACUUAGUUAUUUGACUUUUUUAUAUUAAUGUUUUCAGUUCUCACUUUCUAAAGGCACAUUUACAUCCGAGAAGCUUUCUAUCCUCCUUACAAGCAAGAUAAAUGUGCUUCUGAUUAUGAAGAGCAAUACAACUUCAUGCUGUUCUCACAGCUGUUAUGUAGAUAUGAUUUAAUCUCUUUAAAUCAAAGAAUUGUUUGCACGUGCUAUUUUCCCUCGUGCAAGAAACUAAACAGUGACCUCUGAACAAUCAUUUUUUGUCUGCAGAAGAGAGGAGAUGUGGCAUCAUUAAAUAGACCAGGUAAUUGCUGCUAUAUCGGUGUGUAUUCAGGCUGCUGACUUUCAGGAAUCAUUGUAAAUAAACAGUUGGUUCAAUU